This is a messenger RNA of Spinacia oleracea (spinach), 1402 nucleotides long. Its product is annotated as F-box protein SKIP23-like. Lineage: Eukaryota; Viridiplantae; Streptophyta; Magnoliopsida; Caryophyllales; Amaranthaceae. The coding region runs from base 236 to 1402 and encodes 388 amino acids. The record is from RefSeq and is a predicted model, not a curated record. The transcript has a single exon.
CCAGGGUAUAUAGGUCCACAAAUUUCUUGAAACCUCCCAAAUCCCAACUGAUGGCUCAUCUGGUUGACUAAUAAAAUGGGCCAAGUCAAUCUCAACCCCAAACCCACAGACCCGACCAUAUAGUGAUAUAGCCCAUGUCCAACUUUGACUCGUUGAAUCAGACCCUUUAUCCAAUAAGACUCUAAUUGACUAAAUUAGAAAGUUCAAAAAUUAACGCUCCAAAACCAGAAAAAUCAUGGCGAAGAAGAUGCGAACAGAAGGCGGCCGGAGUAACGCUGCAGUUUGGUCGGAACUUCCACCGAAAACUUUAGCAUUAAUCGGAAAACGCCUUGAAAGUCGAAUUGACAUCUGCAAGUUCCGGUCCGUAUGCAAAAAUUGGCGCGCUUCUUUACCUUUGUCGAAAAACCCUAACUUUUUAAAUCCUUUCUUUCCUCGUCAAAUCCCUAAUCCUGUUUCUCUCCCCUUCAAUAAUCAAGGUUACGAUAAUAUUGAUCUUGUUCCAAUUACUGUUUUUUUAGUUAAACCCCUUGAUUCUCAGCUUCAUUUUGAUGCCAAAGGUUGGAUUUUAACGGUUGAAGAAAGACAACCUGGUAAACUUCGUCUUCUCUAUCCUAUUUCGAGGGAUCCCAUCUCAAUUUUGCAGAAAAGUAUACCGAAAACCCUAAAUCUUUCCAAUUUCCGGGUUUCGGAGAUUGGUAAAGGAUAUUGUUUUAGGUCUUUUAGUGGAUCAAUUUCUGAUUGCAAAGUUGUUUACUCAAAUUCUGCUAAUCAAUUUUCCCAUAUUGCCUAUGAUUUCACUGCAACAGUGUUAUACUCUUUGGGGAAUUUGUUUGGUUUGAAAUCACAUGAAGGGAAAUGGGAAUUCGAACGCAUAAACUCGUUUUUGUGGUUUAAGGACAUAAUAUGCUAUAAGGGAACUAUUUAUGCAGUUGCUGGGGGAGGGAAUUUGUAUGUCAUCGAUCAUUUGACAUUCAAGGUGACUGAUACUGUUGUGGAUUGUUUCGUUUGUGCUCCUGAUAACGCGAUUCAACUGGUUGAAUCGUGUCAAGAACUCCUCUUAGUUGUUAAAGAUGUUAUCAAGGUUUACAGGUUGAAUGAAGUGCAAAAGAAAUGGGAGGCAGUGCAAACUCUAGGAGAUAGGAUCAUGUUUUUGAGUAUUGAUUGUUGCUUUUUCCUCUCCACUGAGAAUCUUUUAUGGGAUAAAGGGAAUUUUAUUGUUACCAGUUCAUGUAUGAACCCGUUACGGUCUAAAUGCAUAGAAGUGGCUGAAAAUUUUGGGAUUUACAUUUCUUGUUUAGAAGAUGUAGUUAAAAAGAUACAUAAGUCAAACUUCGAGGCCAUUUCUUGUAUGCUGUGGCCACCUUCAACAUGGUGUCCCUUAGGGCUGAGCAAAAUUAUCUGA